UAAAACGCGACGUAAGGGCUUUGACUCGUUACUCCGUGAUUUUUCUUGUUAGCGAAAAGAUGAAAUGCCUUCAUGUGUUCACACUCUCGAUAAUCUUGGUGAUAAUUGAAAAAGAUCUUGUUAAUGCUUCAGUUGAGGUUUGUAUAACGAAUUGCGUGCAAUGCAAACAGAUGUUUGGUCCAUACUUUCAGGGGAAAGCGUGUGGAGACGCAUGUCUAUCCAAUAAUGGUCAGUUAGUGCCAGACUGUAACAACCCUGGGACAUUGGGAAACUUCCUGAAACGUCUUUAUUAACUGGAUGGGAUGGGAAUGUUUGCAAUUUGGAUUUGUUCGUAAUAAAAAAAUAUCAUGCAA
This is a messenger RNA of Leptinotarsa decemlineata (Colorado potato beetle), 353 nucleotides long. Its product is annotated as eclosion hormone. The record is from RefSeq and is a predicted model, not a curated record. Gene Ontology annotation, biological process: neuropeptide signaling pathway; ecdysis, chitin-based cuticle. Gene Ontology annotation, molecular function: ecdysis-triggering hormone activity. NCBI's taxonomy places the organism in Eukaryota, Metazoa, Arthropoda, Insecta, Coleoptera, Chrysomelidae.